GUCAUGUGGUGUCGCGGUGCCCUGCAGACAGUCCGGACCGUGUCCUCCAUCAGACAGGCCGGCGUGCUCUUCGACGUGGACGGUGUUCUGCUCCGCGGCGGGUCUGUGAUUCCGGCCGCUCAGAGAGCUUUCCGGAAGCUUCUGGACCAAAACAACAACUUCCUGUUUCCUGUUGUCUUCGUAACCAACGCAGGAAGCUGUCAGAGACACGACAAGGCCCAACAGCUGUCUCACCUCCUGGACGUACAGAUCUCUCCGGACCAGGUGGUUCUUUCCCACAGUCCUUUGCAGCUGCUGACGGCGUUCCAUGAUAAGACCGUCCUGGUGUCGGGUCAGGGGCCGCUCGCUGCCAUCGCCAACACUUUGGGUUUCCAGCAGGUUGUGAGUGUAGAUCAGCUCAGAGAACAUCACCCCAUGCUGGACAUGGUGGAGCACAACAAGAGACCCUCACAGUCAUCUCCUCUGCAGACUCUCCCAAAGAUAGAAGCAAUCAUCCUCUUCGGAGAGCCAAUCAGAUGGGAGACCAACCUGCAGCUGCUGAUUGACGUGCUGCUGACCAAUGGGAGUCCAGGCAGUGCGUACGGGCAAGCGGCGGCGCCCCAGCUGCCCGUGCUCGCCUGCAAUAUCGACCUGACGUGGAUGGCUGAGGCCCCGUCACCACGGUUCGGCCACGGGAUGUUCCUGCUGUGUCUGGAGGCGGCCUACAGGAAGCUGACGGGCCGCGAGCUACAGUACCAGGCGCUGCUAGGAAAACCAUCGCUGCUCACCUACCAGUACGCCGAGCACCAGCUGACCCGCCAGAACCACCACCACAAGGUCACCACCAUCUAUGCCAUUGGUGACAACCUGGUGACGGACGUGUACGGCGCUAACCAGUAUAACCGCUUCCUGAGUCAGCAGCAUGCUGCCACGACAACCACCACCAAGCUGGUUGCCAGGGGAACAGGGAGUCAGGUGACGGUGGAGGAGCAGCUGGUGUCUGCGGCGGCUCAGUGUCGCUCCAUCCUGGUGUGCACAGGUGUGUAUGACCCAGCCAGCCCCGUCACAGAGACGGUGUUCCAGGGUCACAGAGACCUGCUGCUGGAGCCAGGCCUACUGGAGCCGGAUCACCUGGUGGAGGACGUGGAGGCCGCAGUCGACCUGCUGCUGCAGCACGAGACCUCUGACCUGACACAUGAACUCUGACCUGACACAUGAUCUCUGACCUCUGACUUGACACAUGACCUUUGACCUGACACAUGACCUCUGACUCGUCCUGUGACUGUUGAUCUUCUAACGUGUUUAAUUUUGAUUGUAACAGAAAAUAAAAAAUAAAGUUGUUUGUUCGUUCACUGAGUCACACAAUCAUGAUAUGAAUAUGAUUAAAUAUACUAUAAAUAUAACAUGUAUGUAUUAUGUGAAUGUAAUA
This is a messenger RNA of Centropristis striata (black sea bass), 1408 nucleotides long. RefSeq lists its product as uncharacterized. Lineage: Eukaryota; Metazoa; Chordata; Actinopteri; Perciformes; Serranidae. The transcript has 9 exons. Bases 4 to 1185 code for a protein of 393 amino acids. Gene Ontology annotation, biological process: glycerophospholipid biosynthetic process. Gene Ontology annotation, cellular component: mitochondrion. The record is from RefSeq and is a predicted model, not a curated record.